UUUGAUUUUUGAAAGAUUUUCAAAAUUUGGAUUGAGCUAAAGAUAUUUACAAAUGGAAAAAUCUGGAAGAGUGAAAAAGAAUACCAUUGAUAAACCUUCUGAACGGACAGCUUUGAAUGCUCCAGAUGAACCUAAUCUGACGCCUACUUCAGAAGUUGUGGAAACAGAUGCUUUGCUUAGUCUUGUUGAAGAUAAGAUAAAAGCAACAGAAAUUAAAGCUAAAGUGAGAAAAAGAAGUAGGUAUGAUAUUUUCAAAUCAAAGAAUAGGAAUUCUGAUGUUUCUUCUAAAAAGGCCUCGCCGUAUACUAAUGUUCAAGUUGACGACUUAAUCACACUUUUUAAAAGUGUUGAAAAUGCUGAAAUUAAUUGUAAAAUUCAGAAAGUAAUGAAGCCUUCAAAAUCGUCACCAGAGGAUCAAGCUACGACAUCAAAUGCUGAAGAGAAUUCUAUAGCUGAAGAUGCUGUUGAAAACGAGAUUCUUCUAGAUAUGGUUAUCAGAAUUCCAUCAAGUUUGACAACGAAUGAAACAAAAGAAUUAAAUAAAGUAAAAGAGGAAAAACAGUGUGAAGACACUAAAAUUUCAAAGGAAGUUGCAUCCAAGAUGGAAAUCUCAUUUUCUAAAUUGAAACCUGAAAACAAUGUAAAUGUUCGAUGUCAAGGAAUUUUUGAUUUGGCAUUCCUGUAUUACUCUGAAGAAUCUGGAAAAAUCCAACCAUCAGAGUGCUUCAGGGCAGUUCAGCUUUUGUCUGACAGCCACAAAAAUAAUUCACUUGCAUUUUGCUACUCAAUGCUAUUAUGUGUACUGACUACGCAGCCUAUGACUUGGUAUGAAAUGCAAUUUCUAGAAGAUUCUAUAUUGAAUUUUAUACAUUUAAUGCCAAAAAGUCCAGAAAAUUCUCUUGCUGAUUUUAAUGCUUCUCAUCUGUGUGACAAGGGACAAAAAGCAACUCAAAGAUUAUGCAAAAACAUGUUUCAAGAACAUAAUAUCAACUCCCUUCAUUUUGAUAUCACAGCCAUUCUCUGUUCAUCUUUGUUCAAUCUGUCAACUUUUGUAAAACAAUAUUGUGGCAAUAUUGAAGAAGAAUAUAGCUACAAAGAGAAAACUCUUAAGUAUAUUUUCGAAAAAACUUGUGGUGCAUCUCAAAAACUUUCGCCUACAAAAGGUACUAAGAACGAUGAUAAACUAAAAAACGAUUUUGUGAUAUCUUAUACUAUUGAACAUUGUCUUCAUAUUAUAGAGCAUGCUUUAGCAAUUAAUCCUGUGAAGCAUUCUUCUUAUUUACACCAUGAAACACUUUCUUUACAUCAUUGUCUUACGAAGUUACUUGGAUGGUGUAUCAGUAUUGUGUUUUCUGAUGAGAAAAUGGCAGUAGCUGAUCAAGAGUCUUCACAGAAGUCUGGUUUUGACUAUCAUCAUUCAACAUUAGUAUCUAUUUUAAAGAUAUUUUCAAUUCUUACUUUCAAUCCAAAUGAAUAUAACACUUUCAAUAAUAUCAAAGGAUUAAUGGAAAAAAUCAUGAUUUGUAUUUUAAAAGCAUACUUUAGGUCUGCUGAAAAUCUUUUUGAUGUAUUGAUUUUGUGUUUGGAAUUAAUGGUUAACCUCUUUAUCAAAAAUCAGAAGACUUUUAUUUUGCUGUGCCUUAAAAAGUUCAAAAUUGGAAACUCUGAAGAAGUCCUUGCCAUCGAAGCCUUAAUAAAGAUGUUAUCUGAAACUUUACAAAAGAUAAAAGAAGUAAAAGCAGUUGAAAUUCCAAGCCAGCAACCUGUGGAUGCUUCAAACAAUCAAGAAAAUUCAAAGGAGGUUGAAAAGAAUUCUGAAUUACAAAUGGUCUUACAAGCUGCUAGUAAAGACAUGGAGUUGAGCACCAUUGCUGCUUUUACUUGCAUCCUCAUCACAUUUUUCAUGAAAACAAAAGAAGACUUUAAAGAUUAUGUACGUCAAAGGUUGCCAGUUGAAGUAACUCAGGAUGCUGUUGAUGUUUCCAAGAAAUUUAUGGAGUUUGCUACAUUAACGGGUGGUAUGCCAGAAACAGGUCUUCUACUCUUGAAAUAUGCAAUUAGCAAGUUGGAGAAACUGUAUGAAACUGAAAAAUCAUAACCAUGAGAUGUGAAAUUCAUAUGUUGAUUGAAUGCAUGAUCACCGUCUUAAUUUGCAAGUUGACUUAAUGCAUGUUCAUAUUCUAGCAUUGUAACAAAUUUUAGUCAUGACUAUAAUGUUCAUAUCAAACACAUUUUUCAUUGAUUUGUAUUUAAAACAUUUGAAAUACUCAUUCUUAUUCAUAUUUCUUUGUAAAUUGCAAUCUUGUAUUUUUGAAAUUGUAUUAAUGGUCACUUAAUUUUCUAAUCGUUUCUUUGACUUGUUUAAUUUAUUAACUUGAUAAAUUAUU
This is a messenger RNA of Uloborus diversus, 2387 nucleotides long. RefSeq lists its product as uncharacterized. The coding region runs from base 53 to 2098 and encodes 681 amino acids. Lineage: Eukaryota; Metazoa; Arthropoda; Arachnida; Araneae; Uloboridae. Gene Ontology annotation, biological process: regulation of chromosome condensation. The transcript has 15 exons. The record is from RefSeq and is a predicted model, not a curated record.